Amborella trichopoda is the source of this 2020-nucleotide messenger RNA. The record is from RefSeq and is a predicted model, not a curated record. NCBI's taxonomy places the organism in Eukaryota, Viridiplantae, Streptophyta, Magnoliopsida, Amborellales, Amborellaceae.
AUCUAGGCAUAGAAGCGAAAGAAGCUGAUGUACGUGAAGUGGCAAAGUUAUUGCCUCUUCCUGAACUUUUUUCUUCGAUUGCUUCUAUAAAAGCAGAUUAUGUCCUUCGUUAUCAGCACCAUUGUUGCAGAUCAGGAUGAGCAAGCGCAAGCUGGGAUAGAUGCCUUUUCCUUAUCACAGAAGACAAUAAAUCAGCUCCGUGAAAUUUUUUUGUCCAUUGACAAGUUAUGUCAAGAGUGUCAAACACUAAUUGAUAACCAUGAUCACAUAAAGCUCCUCAGCAAUGCAAGGAACAACUUGAACACACUAAAGGGGAUGAUGUCAAUAUCUGUUGAAGCUGCUGAAGCAAGAGAAUCUUUGAAUGACGAUAAAGAGCUCAUUCACACAUUUGAGAAGUUGAUUGCACUUGAUGGUAAGCGGAGGUUUGCAUUAGCUGCAGCAUCAUCUCACAAGGAAGAAGUUGGCAGGCUAAGAUGUUGUUACAGGGAUAUUGAACGUUUUGAAGAUGUGGAUCGAACAUGGGAAACAGUCGAAAAGACUAUAUGGGGUCAUAUUGCCAACUUCUUUAAACUUGCUAAAGAAAGCAAAGCAGUUAUUCAGUCUGUAACUUUUCUUCAAAGGUGGACAUUAUAUAAAUUGAUUUCUGUCUGCCUUUUGCCCUCAAUUGUUGGUGCGCUAAGGGUGGUUGAAAUGCAAGAGAUUCUUGAUCAGCAGCUAGCUGAGGAAGCAGCUGAAGCUGAGGGAGGUGAAGCAAUGGCGUCAAUUGCAAAUCGUCGAAGAUCUGCAAAGUAUGUGCCUGAGUUAAAUAACUUCUAUGCUAGACAAGAAUCUUUGUUCCAGAUGGAAUUCAGGUUUUGCGAUACUAGAAGUGGUCCAGAUGGAAUUCAGCUUGUCUUUGAGGAUCCUGAAGCUGCUUCGGAGGAAGCUAGAACGGUACCUCAUUUUAGACACUUUAUAGAAGUGCAUUGGUGCUUCGGCUGUUUUAAGGAAGAUGGUGAUUUUUCUUAUAGCAGACUAUGGUCUGCCAGCCUUCAUGUUCACGGUCCAGGUUAUCACCCUGACCCAGUGCCGAAGUUUGUGGAGUUGGCUGUGUUUGGAUUGAUGUUCCACCAUGGAGAACAGAACACCUUCACCAUCCAAGAAUCUUCAGAAGACUUGAGGCGUGUUCAACAGAGCUAUGAUGCAUUUGAUGUCAUGCUUUGGGCAUCGAAGGCAGACACGAGAGGCUCGGAGUGGUUCAGAUUGUGGUCUAGGGUCUCUUACGUUGGCUUUAGGCGGAAGGGAUCCAGAGCUGUGGCUUUGAAUAUGGUAGAGAAGCUGGGGGUUUUGGGCCAUGGGAGAGGUUUCGAGAUUCGGGAGAGGUGGGAUGGGGUGGGUUACUUUUGCUGCUGUCUCCCCAUUGCUACAUUUGGCCUUCCCUUAAUGGAGUAUUCUUGUCAUCUCUUCUCCAUUUGUAUUCUCGCAAUGGUGCAAAUGGUAAAUGCAUGCUCUGACAGAGAGAGAGAGAGAGAGAGAGAGAAGAGAGUGCAGAUUUUGUCUGAUCUACGUGAGUUAGCUUCAGCUGUGAGUCUGGAUUCCUUCACUCUUGUAUCUACUAAUAUUCUCCAAAAUCACCCUGACUGCCCACCUGAAGUCGUUGAAAAGAUUGUUGGAAUGAGGGAAGGCAUACCCCGAAAGGAUGCAAGGGAGGUUGUGGAAGAGUGUAGGGAGACAUAUGAGAAUUCUUUUGUAAAUGGGAACCCUCCCAAACCAGGAUUUGUUUUCGGCAGAGUCAAAUGCCUCUCUUCAAAGGGUUCUCUGUGGAAGAAGCUCUAGUUGAAGUUCUAGUUGCUCUCUCUCUCUCUCUCUCUCUCUCUCUCUCUCUCUCUCUCAUAUCUGCUGUUCUUUUCUAAAAUGCUAUUCUUUCUUGGUGUGAACUAGCUGCUUUCAUGUAAAUUUAGGAUCUCUUUUGAAUCUUGGAAGCAUGUCAUUUGUAAUUUUGCUAUUUUUUGUAUUAAUAUGUAAUUCAUUGCUUAUUAAA